GGUGUCAAGGGACGGUGGGGCUCGCAGAAGAGGCGGAGCUACGGCAGUCCUGCCUGAGCCGCCAUUUUUGCAAAGGGAAUAGAGACAGGAGAGUGGAUACAGUUACCAAAGGUAGGCUAGGGAAUUAACCGGGUUUUAACAAGAAGACUCGCCAUAAACUAACCCUAAGGAGACGUCCGAGACAAUUAAUAGAGGUCGGAAUUUUUACAGUGCUGUUAAUUGAGAAUUAAAAUUUCCCUCCUGAAGGUCCGCAGUGAUACAGUAUUGUUUUGGUUGUGAAGACAAGGUGGCGGGGCUCUCACCCGGGUCCCCGCUAGUUUCUCUGUCGCUUUUAACCGCAGCGGACAUUAUCGGCCUGGUGGAUGCACUUAGAUGUCUGCAAUGAAUGCUGCGGCUGGAAUACCUCAGUGUUUUGGAUCCCCAUGCUUGGCACUCAGUAGGACAAGAACUUCUCAGCAGAGAACGUCAUGAGCGUAGCCGAUCCAGUAGGGGUGGACUCCACUAACACCUCGUAUCUGGACAUGGCUGCUGGCUCAGACAGACCCGAGUCAGUAGAGGCCAGCCCUGUGGUGGUGGAGAAGUACAGCUAUCCACACCAGGGUUGCAGCGCCAGCUCUAACCACUCCCACAGCUACAUCGGCCUGCCCUAUGCUGACCACAACUAUGGUGCACGGCCCCCACCCACACCGCCAGCCUCACCGCUGCCAGCAGUUCUGAUACGGACAGGUGAGGCGCUGUUUGUGCCGGCCCCCCAGGACGAGGUGUCUCGGGGCACCACUCUCAGCACCUCUGAAGACAGUAGCUACGGCGCUGACAUCACUCGCUGUAUCUGUGGCUUUACUCACGAUGAUGGAUACAUGAUUUGCUGCGACAAGUGCAGUGUGUGGCAGCACAUAGACUGCAUGGGGAUCGACCGGCAGCACAUUCCUGAGACGUACCUGUGUGAACGCUGUCAGCCGAGGAUCCUGGAUCGCGACCGGGCCAUUGUGCUCCAGACCCGCAAGAGAGAGAACAUGUCUGACGGGGACACCAGUGCCACGGAGAGUGGAGAUGAGGUACCCCUGGAGCUGUACACAGCUUUUCAACACACGGCUGCCAGUAUCACGCUAACCCCCACACGUGUAUCCAACAAGCAAGCUGAGAAGAAGCGUAAGAAGAGUGUUGACAAGGAGCCUGGGCCCACCACAGCUCGAGCCAAGAAGGCAUUUCGCGAGGGUUCCAGGAAGUCCUCCCGAGUAAAAGGCUCUGCUCCAGAGAUAGACCCAACAGACUCCUCUUCGCUGUGGGAGAACACAAUCAAGACCUGGGUGGAGCACUAUGAGGAGGCCAACGCCAAUCAGUACAGCGAGGAGGUGCAGAUCCUGCUCAGCGUGAAGGAAGCUGGAGAUGCGAGAACACGCGCCUAUAAUACCAGCAGUGCAGCUUUCAAGCCUCCCGUGGAGAGCCAAGUUCAAAAGAACAAGAAGAUCCUCAAAGCAGUGCGCGACAUUGUUCCAGAUACUCUCAUCAUUGAGUACCGUGGGAAGUUCAUGCUCCGACAACAGUUUGAAGCCAAUGGUUGCUUCUUCAAGAGGCCCUACCCUUUUGUGCUCUUCUACUCAAAGUUCCAUGGCCUGGAAAUGUGUGUUGAUGCACGGAGCUUCGGCAAUGAGGCCCGAUUCAUCCGCCGCUCCUGCAUCCCGAACGCAGAGGUGCGUCACGUGAUUGAGGAGGGCACGCUGCACUUGUACAUCUACUCUGUGAAGCCCAUCACCAAAGGCAGUGAGAUCACCAUUGGUUUUGACUAUGACUACGGCAGCUGCAAGUACAAGGUGGACUGCGCAUGCUUGCGAGGAAGCAUGGACUGCCCGGUGUUCCGGCUCAACUCGGAGCCUGCCGAAAAUCUGGGGGCAGGCACUGAGUCCCGGCGUCGGCGGACACGCAAGGACAAGGAGACACAGCGGGAGAGAGAGCGGGACAGCGAGGCAGCGCAAAACCAGAAUGUGGCGCUGGAUGGUGACAGCACUGGCACCAAGAGCAAGUCCUCUGUGGACAGCAAACAGAGGAGGAUGUCCCCGCUCCGUCUCUCCGUUUCCAACAACCAGGAACCUGAGUUAAUUGAGGAUAUAGAAGAGAAAACCUCCAUUAGCAAUGAAGUAGAGAUGGAGUCAGAGGAGCAGAUUGCAGAGAGGAGGAGGAAGAUGACGCGAGAGGAAAGGAAAAUGGAGGCCAUCCUGCAGGCCUUUGCUCGGAUGGAGAAGAGGGAGAAACGACGGGAGCAGGCACUGGAGCGGAUCGGCACCAAGACAGAGGUGGGGACCCGCAGUGACGUCAAGGAGGAGCCCCCCACAACUCCUGAGGCUGAUACCUCAAGUGUGCCACAGCCUCAGCUGGAACCAGCAAAGGAGGAGCCAGGAGCCAAGCCCCUGGCCAAAGUGAGCCGCUCCAAGCAGAGGAAGAGUCUGUCACGGAGUCGAACCCACAUUGGGCAGCAGCGGCGCCGCACCCGCACCAUCAGCGCCUGUUCCGAGCUGCCGCCCUGCUCACCUGGGGACUGCCCUGAAGUGCAGCCUAGUGAGCUCCCAGAAGACCCACCCCCACCAGCCCCUGAGCCUGAGCCAAUGCCAGUCCAGCCUCCAGAUGCAAGCCCCCCUCACAGUAACUCUCCGGCACCACCCUGUCGCUCCACAAAGUAUCCCAAGACUAAAAAGCACUUAGUAAGUGAGUGGAUGGUGGAGAAGCAGGAGCCCCCACCUGAACGUCCCUCCGAGCGCCCGCUGCGCAUCAGCAGUGACCCUGAGGUGCUGGUCACCCAGCUCAACUCCCUGCCUGGUCUGACAUGCAGCCCCCAGGUGUAUGGCACACCGAAGCACUACGUGCGCUUCUCCUCACCCUUCUUGACAGGCCGCAGCCCUGCCACGCCCACCGGGGUGCCCAUUGGCCGCCGGCGAUCCCGCGAGCUGCCCGAGACUCCCACUGCUACCGGGUCCUGUAAGAAGCGGUGGCUGAAACAGGCGCUGGAAGAAGAGAGCUGCUUGAACCCAGCCAGCCGCCCAGCCGUUGUCCUGCCCGGGGAGGGGCCACUCAGCCCCCCCGUCAACGGGGACUCGGACAGUCCUGUCCCGAUUAAUGGCAGCUGUGUACCUGAGCUACCUGCUCCACUGAAGAAGAGGCGCCUCUGCACCCUGGAUGUCUGUACAUCAGAGAACUCAACCCCCUACGGCUCUCCUUACGCCACUCCCACCCGAGCCGACCUCCCAGAGACACCUGUCCUCCUUUCCACUCCCCCCUGCCCCCACUUGGAGGACCGUGUCGUCGAAAUCACGCCCACGACCUCGACACACAACCUCCAGGCAGUGCCCCAUCCUGCACAGCCAGAGGGCGAAUUGUCUCCCGACUGUUCUGCCGAGGGAAGCCGCAGGUCCAGCAUGCAAGAAACCACACAGCCUGAGUGUCCAGCCACGCUGCUGUCUUCGCCAUCUGUGCGGACCUCCAGUUUGGAUGUCCCUCCCAAGGAGAUCAAGAGUGUAAGCAUGCUUAGUCCGCAGCCCCCGCAGCCGGACCCCCAGGAGUACGUGGGCGAGGAAGAGGGAGAGUCUGGCGCAGAGACUGUCCAGGACACCUCUCUUGUGGAGUCCCACGCACCCUCUUACCCACCCUGGGUAAAAAGCCCAGAGCAAGCAAGUGUGUCCUUUUCUCCACUGAACUCCAAUCUUCGGGACCUCACACCUUCUCACACCCUGGAGCCAGGUGCCUUCCAGCCAGAUUCGGGGAUGAGCUUCAGGGAGGGCACAUUCUUCUACACAUGCUCUGAGGAAGGGGGCGCUAUAGCAAUCGCACGGUCAUUGGGCUCGGACUUACUGACCCAUAACCCUCCACAAAAGAAAAAGGUGUCCUUGCUGGAGUACAGGAAGCGUCAGCGCGAAGCUCGGCGUAGCGGAUCCAAGGCAGACAGCGAGUUGCCCACCUCUGCCCCAGCACCCCCUUUACCAGGACUGUGUCGUACAGACAGCAGCCCGCCAACGCUGGACGGCGCCCUGGAAACGCUAGUCCAGCCUCCUGGCUCCACCCAGGAACCAGUUCCACCCAGCGAGGAUGGAGACGUUCUGCCUUCGGGAGAGAGGGAGGGUCGAGAAGGACAGUGGACUUGGUCAACAUCAGUGGAGCAGGCAAGGGAGCGCGGUUACCAACGGGCCCUGUUGCUCAGUGAUCACCGCAAGGAACGCGACUCUGAGGGUGGAGACGCAGCUGUGGACACGAGCGAUUCAGCGGGGUUGCGGUGCCCCUCGCCGAAAUUGCACAGAAGUUGCCGGAGCCCCUCAGUGCACAAGCCGUGUUCUCCGGGCCCCGGAUUACCCCCCCAGUUCGCCAGCACCUGCGGAAAGGAAGAAGACGGCAAUAGCCAGCCUCGCGCCGCCUGCCCCUCCCCGUCCGUCCAGCACGUGAACAAUCCCGCAGGGCCCAAGCCAGCCCCACUGACCACCACGAAACUGCACUGCGGAGCCUCGGCUGUGGCCCAGGGCCUGUUUCCUGCGUCUUCGGUGCUGCACUCCCCCAAAGCCCAGCCACAGGGUUCUCCAUACCGCGGCCAGCGCCCCUUCCUUCUGACACCACCUCAGGGCCAAGGCCAGUCACAGACCCAGUCAAGCCCAGGUGCAUUCCCCCAGUUUGGCCCCCAGGGAGUGCCACCGCCCCCACCGCCGCCACCACCCCCGGCACCUCCGACAUCCACCGCCCACUUCGCGGGCCAGACGGCAAACUCCACAGCAUCCUUUCCGGGCUACCAGGCUGCAGUGGUGGCCCAAUUUCCCUCUGGUUCCAAACCCCUAAUGCAGACUCACCACGCACUGCACUACCAGAGCUCCUCUGCUCCCCCUCCGCCCCCGCCACCGCCCCCCCACCCGGGACCCUCUCUCCUGCACGUGAGCCUGGCUCCCUCUGUCCAACAGCACCAGCUCCUGUUGAACUCUGCUGCCCCUCCCUCUUGCCUGCUGGGCUCCAGUCCCCUGCCUCCCCCCCCUCCACCCCAGUCCCAGGGCCCCCCGCAACAGUCAGGUGGCAACACUCUGCUGUCCCUCCAACAGGCCCCUCCGCCCCCACCACCUCCUCCCCCCGCGCCCUCUGGCAACCCACCUCUGCAAGCCGGACACCACUUCCAGGGCAUAGGGACUUUCCAAGCACCCCUGCUACACCCUGGGGCUUCGGGCGCAAGCUCCGUAGCCAGCGCCACCUACCAGACUCACCAGCAGGGUGCUCUCCCACCACCACCCCCUCCCCCGCCCCAGCAAACUGCGGUCACACAGACGCAGCCCGCACCCCCGCAGCUGGCCGCCGGCAUACGAGGGGCCCCCCCUUCCUCUACCCCCUUCCACAACGCAGGGUAUCUUGGCUCAGGGUGGCACUGACCCGGCUUGCCCAACCCCAGAGCCAGAGGGUUUUGCUGUCACCUACGGUGUAAAUAUUUUCUAUGUACCAGUACUCAAAGUCAACGGAAAACAGCACAGAGGAGGGAGGGAAGGAGGAAAGAGUACUUCUCCUGUGAAAGCCAACAGGAGUCCUGUGAGGAGACUGGGACCGAAGGAGGACGUAUGAAACGUGGUGCUCAUCCCCAUCGGUGUGGCGUCAUGCGCCCAGGGGGGCGUCGUCUUUCUCUAUUACUGUAACUGUUUAGUGACCCCGACCCUCUGCAGAGUCCCCUCCCAUCUCUCUCUCUCCGGCGGCCUGUAAUCGGUCCUUCCUUCCUUCCCCACUUGUCCGUUGGACUAGUUCCACACCUUGUCUGUUCUCUUAAACCGUUUGUCUGUCUGGUGGCUCAUUUUAGAGGGGGGGGAAAAACUGCUUUUUUGUACAAAGAAUUUACAGAAUUAUUAUUUUUUUGAUUCUUCAUGUAAAAAAAAAAAAAUCUGUGCUUCAUUGCAGAGAUUUAGAGGAGAGACUUCUGGUAGUCUGUUUCACUGCCCUAGGAGUUGAUGCUCGUGUGUGUGUGUGUGUGUGUGUGUGUGUGUGUGUGUGUGUGUCUGUCUGCGGGAGGGUUUGCAAGUGAGGGUGGCCCAGGUAACGUGAAUGUUUGUUGGCUUGAAGUUACCUUGAGUGGGUGAACUUGCCUUUAGGUAGUAUUUUAGCAUUUUAUUUUUGAAUUUUAAUGGUUAUUUGUAGAAAUGUAAUUUAAUGUAUAGAUGGUUACUCCAGCUUUCCGCAGAGACACAUGUAAAUAGAAGCUUCUUUUCUUUACUACGCGUGUACAAUUCGCUCCCAUCCCAUUUUGGAAUAUUGUUGUAAAUAAGAACACUCUCUUUGCUAAGCUGAAUGUUUCUGUGACCGUAGCACUAUUUUUAUUGUUCAUCUUUGGGUUAUUCCAUUUUGA
Messenger RNA from Scleropages formosus (Asian bonytongue), 6343 nucleotides. Its product is annotated as inactive histone-lysine N-methyltransferase 2E-like. The transcript has 24 exons. Gene Ontology annotation, cellular component: Set3 complex; Rpd3L-Expanded complex. Lineage: Eukaryota; Metazoa; Chordata; Actinopteri; Osteoglossiformes; Osteoglossidae. Gene Ontology annotation, biological process: regulation of DNA-templated transcription. The record is from RefSeq and is a predicted model, not a curated record. The coding region runs from base 468 to 5384 and encodes 1638 amino acids.